Suillus subalutaceus is the source of this 1661-nucleotide messenger RNA. Its product is annotated as cytochrome P450. The record is from RefSeq and is a predicted model, not a curated record. The coding region runs from base 1 to 1500 and encodes 499 amino acids. Gene Ontology annotation, molecular function: oxidoreductase activity, acting on paired donors, with incorporation or reduction of molecular oxygen; iron ion binding; monooxygenase activity. The transcript has 12 exons. NCBI's taxonomy places the organism in Eukaryota, Fungi, Basidiomycota, Agaricomycetes, Boletales, Suillaceae.
AUGUUGACAAUCACUAACAUUACUUGGCUGGACUUACUAUGCCUUACCGGUGUCGGACUCUAUCUGGUAAAGCAGGUGGUCAUCAAGAAGAAUCCUACACCAUAUCCACCUGGUCCCCGGGGGUGGCCUCUCAUUGGCAAUGUUUUAGAUAUGCCUCGCAUCAAGCCCUGGCUCGCAUUUACUGAGUGGGGUCAGAAGUAUGGUGGUAUCACGCAUAUCGAGGUUCUGGGCCGGCAUAUCGUUGUGUUGAACUCUGUCAAGACUGCGAUGGAUAUGCUGGACAGUAAAAGCACUUUAUACUCUGACCGUCCUGUUCUUCCUAUGGCUGGCGAACUUGUUGGCUGGAAGGAAUCUUUGCCUUUCCUUCCUUAUGGUGACCGUUUUCGCCGUUACCGUAGGAACUUCCAUCGGGCCAUUGGCACCCGCGCUGCAGUGGACGUAUACAACGUGAUCGAGGAGAUUGAGACUCACCGGUUCCUGAAGCGUGUGCUUGCGAAACCCGACCAACUGCAGGAGCAUGUCCGACACACUGUUGGCGCUGUCAUUCUGCGCAUCUCUCAUGGUUACGAAGUGAAAGAGAACAAUGAUCCCUUCGUUAGCCUUGCAAAUCGCGCCGUAACCAAUGUCUCGCAGGCUACAGCUCCCGGUGCCUUCAUGGUUGACAUUUUACCAUUCUUGGCAAAGGUCCCUGCGUGGUUCCCCGGUGCUGGCUUCAAGCACUUAGCACGUGAAUGGCGUGAGACCCUCGAAGAGAUGGUGUCUGCACCCCACAAGUUCGUCAAGGAUCAAAUGGCUGAUGGCGUCGCCCCCGUGUCUUUCACCUCUAAUCUCCUGGAAGGCUGUGAUAUCUCUGCGGAAGAGGACCACGCUGUGAAAUGGUCUGCUCUUUCCCUGUACGGCGGUGGUUCCGACACGACUGUUUCUGCAUUAUACUCGCUUUUUCUAGCCAUGACACUUUUCCCUGAAGUGCAGAAGAAAGCUCAGGCUGAAAUAGAUGCAGUUGUCGGUUUUGAUCGUCUUCCCACCUUCGCCGACCAAAUCCUCCGCUGGAACGUUGUCACUCCUACAGGUUUCCCCCACCGUGUGACUGAGGACGAUAUCCACGAUGGAUACUAUAUUCCAAAAGGUUCCUUAGUAAUGCCUAACGUUUGGUUCAUGCUCAACGAUCCACGGACAUAUGCUAACCCCACGCAAUUCAACCCUGAACGUUUCUUGGCUAAAGAUGGAAAAGAACCUGAAAUGGAGCCUCGCACAGUCUGCUUCGGAUUCGGUAGACGUAUUUGCCCAGGCCUCCACCUCGCUGAUGCCUCCAUCUGGAUAUCUACUGCGAUGUCACUGGCCGUAUUUGACAUUUCCAAGGUUGUCGAGCAUGGCGUUGAGAUCACACCUGAGGUUGAUUCAUUACCAGGUUCAGCGAGCCACCCCAAACCCUUCAAGUGCUCUAUCAGACCUCGCUCUGCAACUGCCCUUAGGCUCAUUGAACAAGACGUUAACUACUAAGUUCACGAUGGUGAGGCCGGGAGAACCGCCGGGGAUAACACACUUAGCAUGUGUUGUAAUUUGUUACCCUCGGGAGUUGUUCAAUAUGAUUCUUGGAGUUCGCACAGGGAAUCUUUUACUUCCGCGGAAGUUUUGUGGACGCACUGAACGUUCACGAGACC